AUGCCGAAUCACAAAAAAGUCAAGGCUGAACGCGACCGCGCCGCCGCCGCCGCCGAGCGCCAUCGGCGUGAACGCGAGGCGAGAGCGUCGGUCGAGGAACGACAAAGAAGGAUGACGGAAAUGCUUCGAGAGCGGGGUGGACGCACCGUGCUCGAUCGCGAGAGCGGACGAAGCUUCACCGUGGGCGGCGCGGGCGUGAGCGGGGCGAGCGGGGCGGAGAUGGCGCUGAACCUGCUGCGGAUGCGAUUGCAAGCGGAGGGUGGACGCGAGCCGAGCUUGGUUUUUCAAGACGCGCCGCGAGAUCGCGACGAGGACGACGAAGACGAACUCAUGAGGAAUCAGUUGGGGAUAAGCCAAGACGCGGCGACGCGGUACGAAGUCGGGGAUGAGGUUGAUUUCAUACGAGAUGGACGAGCGUUGGGACCGCCGUACGAGUCCGAGAGACCGGGCGAGAGCUAUUGGAUGCGAGGAAUAAUCAUCAAGAAGUGGGCGUUGGCCAAGGAGUUCGAUAACUUGCAUCGCCUCCCCCUGCGAGAGGUUCCGCCCGUGUUCCCGUACGCCGUGCGCGUGUUAGAUGAAGACGGAGAACACGGCGAGGUCUGGCCCGUGCUACGCGACGAUCCCGAUCACUGCCGAGCAACGGCGGCGAAGUACCAAACCGGUUACGAAGGCUUGCGUUUCAAGGUUGGCGACGCGGUGGAGUGCGCGAUCGGCCCCAACGAGUGGAUGCGAGGCACCGUUCGCGAACUUCAUAAGCCCUACCCCGCCUGGGGCCACGGAUGGUACGCGGAUGGAAAAAGUAUCGCGGGCGCGACGAAGGAUACCGUUCCGUACUUCGUCACCCCGCACGGCAAAGAGCUCCACGGUGCUUACGAGUACGAGGACAUCAUCAUGGUUCCCGCCGAUAACGACGGCUACGUGCGCGCCGCGAGAUGA
This is a messenger RNA of Ostreococcus tauri, 936 nucleotides long. Its product is annotated as unnamed product. The transcript has a single exon. The coding region runs from base 1 to 936 and encodes 311 amino acids. NCBI's taxonomy places the organism in Eukaryota, Viridiplantae, Chlorophyta, Mamiellophyceae, Mamiellales, Bathycoccaceae. The record is from RefSeq and is a predicted model, not a curated record.